UAUUUGCUAACCUUGGGGAGAGGUUGGCUCCUUCUUAUGGUUAGCAGCUCAAAAAGUAAUUGUAAAGCCACUCGUAUUGGCAAGGAGAAAUUGACAGGCACUAAAUGUGUCUACAGCUAGCUUUCUAGCUCAGGAGCUCGCUAAAAGAGAGCUUCUGAAGCUAGUACUCGCUAACCCUAGCUAACUAAGGAGACCGAAUCCAUAACAUUUAGCUAACGUUGGAGAGCUACAUUCAUCAAAGUGAGCAGUUGACACGGGUAACUGUUAUCUCUGUAUCUUCAUGACAUGUUACAAAGUGACAGCACAAACAAGUCUGUAGAGACGCUGAAGUGAAAUUACAGGCUACAGAUGAAGAUGAACACAUCCUUCAUAUGGUUUCCCAUGAAUCUCACCUGGAGGGUGUUGUGAAAAAGGAGAGAGGGGAAGGAGCACAACGCGACUUUAAACACGAGUCAUGAAUCUCCAUCAGGUCCUCACAGGGGCUGUCAACCCUGGAGACAAUUGUUUCUCUGUAGGCAGCAUCAACAAUGUGCCAUUCACGGCCUAUGCGUCAGGGUGUGAUGUGGUGAUUUUGGGAAGUGACUUUGAGCGAUUACAGAUCAUCCCAGGGGCCAAACAUGGCAACAUCCAAGUCGGCUGUGUUGACUGCUCACUGCAGGGUGGACUGAUUGCAGCUUCCUAUGGAAGCAUUGUGUGUGUCUUUGAGCCUGUUCAGCACCCAGAUCAGAAAGACACAUCUCUGACUAAGGUGAACUGCCAAUGGCAGAAGACUGGUCAAGUUGUAUUAAAGUCUAUGGUACGGAACCUGGCCUGGCACCCCACAGGCAGCACCCUCUUAACUGGCUCUAGUAGCCUCCAGUUGUGGUCUAAUGUCGAUGGACUAAAAGAUGAAGCUGAAGAAGAGGGAAAGCAGACAGAAAUGACCAUAAGAGACACUCAUUCUGCCUGGAGGUGCAUCUGGCAGAGCAGGACGGCCUCUCCAGUCAGUUUAAUGAAGUUCUCACCUGACGGGGAAUUUUUUGCUACUGCUGGACAGGAUGACUGCCUAGUAAAGGUCUGGUACAGCACCAGUAAGUGGCAGUCAGGUGUUUCCAGACUCUUCACACCUCCAGAACCCAGUGUCAGUGUCCAGGGAGAGCUGGCCUUUUCCUUUGUCUACCUGGCCCAUCCCCGCUCUGUUACCGGCUUCUCUUGGAGGAAGACCAGCAAAUACAUGCCACGAGGUGCAGUGUGCGACGUUCUGCUCACCUGCUGUAAGGACAGCGUGUGUCGGCUCUGGGCAGAGACGCUGUUGCCAGGUGACAGCCUCCUGUCCGGGCACCAUAACAACCACGCCGUUGGCCCACACAGUGACACACUGAGAUGUGCUGGCCCUUCUAGGAAAAACACCUGCAAUGGGAAGACACAAGGAAGAACAGCACAGGAACUGAAUUUUCAAGAAUCGUUGCACACCUCCCUGUAUCGGGACGUGCCCCAGCCUUCUCUGACUGGCUGCCUGCCUCACAAUCAGAGCCGACACUACAACCACAAGAAGAGCGGCAGCAGUACCAUGCCCCAUGCUAACGCUCUCUGCCACUUCCACAUUGCUGCCAGCAUCAACCCUGCCACAGACAUUCCUCUGCUGCCCUCCAUCUCCUCUCUGAGUGCCGUGGAUGAUGAGGAACCCGGAGGUCCGUUUACUGUCCACUGGCUCAACAACAAAGAGCUUCAUUUCACUUUAGCCAUGGAAGUCUUCCUCCAGCAGCUCCGAGGUAGUCUGGAGCAACACAACGAAUGCUCCCAAGAAGAGCUUGAAGAUGAGGAUAACUUUGAUGAGGAAGAUAGUAGUAGCAGGCCAAGUGACCCCCAAGGACCUGAGGCUAUGGAGCCUCCUCUGGCAGCAGUGAAGCACCAGGUGGACGUGUUGUUAGAAGAGUGGAAUAAAGGCGCAGACAUGUUGUUCAGCAUCCAUCCUAUGGACGGCUCUCUGUUAGUCUGGCAUGUGGACUGGUUAGAUGAAUACCAGCCAGGCAUGUUCAGACAAGCUCAGGUGUCGUUUGUAUCCCGUAUCCCUGUAGCGUUUCCUACAGGUGAUGCAAUCUCCCUUAGCCACAGUGUGGUUAUGUAUGCCUGCAACAAGAAUGUGGAUUUGGCUAUCCAACAUGGCAGACAGCGACCGCCAGGGAGCACACUGCCUCAAACCAAAUCUGCUCUAAUAAGCUAUGGAGGUCAAGGAAAAGCUGCACCCAGCAGCAGUCUUCGGCUAAGUAUUUUCACCCCAAACGUCCUUAUGAUCUCCAAACAUGCCGAUGGCUCCCUAAACCAGUGGGCAGUCAGCUUUGCAGAGGACUCUGCUUUCUCCACUGUGCUCAGCGUCUCUCACAAGUCACGGUACUGUGGCCACCGCUUCCACCUCAAUGACCUGGCCUGUCACUCAUUACUCCCUCUCCUCCUCACCACCUCACACCACAACGCCUUGAAGACACCAGAGGUAGACAACAUCCUGGCUCCUCCAGACCCCUGCUCCUCUGGUUUCUCUCAUUCAGCAUCUCGGCCACGUGGGUCUCGGCCCAGCCGAGUGUCCCUGGGUGUGGUUUCCCAGGAUCCCAACGCCAUCUACAGUGAGCUGAUUUUAUGGAGAGUGGACCCUGUCGGGCCACUGUCUCUGUCGGGCGGGGUCUCUGAGCUUGCUCGGAUUAAUUCUCUCCAUGCAUCAGCAUUUGCUAAUGUAGCCUGGCUGCCCACACUCAUUCCCAGCAGCUGUUUAGGUGUGUACUGUAACUCCCCCAGUGCUUGUUUUGUAGCAAGUGACGGCCACUCACUCAGAUUGUAUCAGGCUGUUAUUGAAGCUAAGAAACUCCUGAGUGAGCUCUCCAAUCCUGAGAUAUCAAAAUAUGUUGGGGAGGUGUUCAACAUCAUCAGUCAGCAAUCCACAGCAAAACCAGGAUGUAUUAUAGAGCUGGAUACCAUUACUGGCUUUCAAGGGAAGGAGACCCAGCUCCUACAUGUUUUUGAGGAGAACCUGAUCCUUGGCAAUGAGAGAACAGAGAACACACAGGAAACUCCUGAUUCUCCUCAAACUGCCUCAAGCGAGCCGGCCUUCUCGGCACGUUUUUUCCUUGUGGUGGUCGAAUUGACCCCGACAGGUCGCUCGCUCCUCCACAUGUGGCAUCUCCAUCUUGCUGCUCGACCCGUCACCAUGGAAGAGACCAUGGCAGAGAAGGAUGCCAACACAGCUUCUCCUAUGAACAGCUCUCAGUUUAACUUUGACGCAUUCAAUUCUCCAGCAACUCCGAAGAGUAAGCCCUGCACUUCCAAUCUGCAGAGUGCCUGUCGCCUCAGCCUCACAACACACAGGAUAUACAGCCAAGAGAUUGCUCUGCCAGAUGGGGUGGAAGCGAUCAGUGUUACACCGUCAGCAGGUCACCUGAGCGCCUCAUGUUCUCUGCCAGCUGGGCGUGUGCCGUACCUCCUUGCUACUUCCUGUUCUGAUGGAAAGGUACGGUUCUGGAGGUGUAAUGUCAGUGCGACAAAGCCUUCCAGUGUGGACAACUUGGUGUAUCAAUGGGAGGAGUGGCCUCUCCUGGUGGAGGAGAUGCUUCCCAGCAGCAGCGUAAUAAGCGUGCAAGGUCGCCCCAUAGAGGUCAGUUGCUGUCACACCGGACGGAUUGCAGUUGCUUACAGGCAGAUGCCAAACAUGCCUCUGAACUCAACACCUCAUUUGAACUCUCACGGACGGUUGACUUCUCCCACCCUGGCUUCCUCCCCUUACGUGCACUACAACAACAAUACCCACCUGACCCCAACUCUGACUGUACAGCGUAGCCCAAAUCUCCCUCCAAGCCCCAACCCUGCAAACUCUAGAGAACCAUUGGUCCACAUUGACAUCUUCCAGUGUGAAUCCACUGGCGGUUCACAGUGGAUUCUAGAGCAGACCAUAGUUCUGGACAGCACAGAUCCCACCGCUUACUAUGGUAUUAGCAAUAGCACAACUGGAAGUACCAAUAUUUUAAGUAACAUGGACCUCUCUAUUCCCAAUGACAACUGUCACGGUUCUACUGGUAAGAGCGUGGUUCAUUUGGACUGGGUCUCCCAAGAGAAUGGGUCACAUGUUCUGACUGUUGGUAUUGGGACAAAGAUUUAUAUGUACGGCCGUCUGUCUGGGAAGCCUCCAGAACUCUGUCUGUCAUCUGAUGCCAGCAGAGACCAGAGCUCGUCUCGACUGGUUCUGCUUCGAUCAGUCGAUCUGGUCUCCUCUGUUGAAGGCUCAUUACCCAUUCCAGUCUCCCUCUCUUGGGUACGAGAUGGCAUCUUGGUUGUAGGCAUGGACUGUGAGAUGCAUGUUUACUCCCAGUGGCAGCCCCCAGCACCACCCAAACCUAAUGCCACAAUUGCCCAAGACACAGACAUCAGCAGCAGCGUCUCUUCCAUAAUCUCAGCCGUCAGACAGAGCCAGGAGGACGGUCUCAGCCCUGGGGCCCCCACGUCUUCACUGGCCCCUCCCAAAAGGGCCCUGACAAGAUCAAUGAUGAGCCUGGCUCAGAAACUCAGUGGGAAGAGAACAGCUUACGACCUGCCUGUAGAGAUGGAAGAUUCUGGGCUUUUUGAGGCAGCUCACCAACUCUUUCCCACUCUGCCCCAGUACCAUCCUGUACAGUUAUUGGAGCUCAUGGAUCUGGGGAAGGUUCACCGUGCCAAAGCCAUCCUCUCCCAUCUGGUGAAAUGCAUAGCUGGAGAAAUUGUGGCACUUAAAGACAGUACAACCAAUCCUGAGAAACGUGUGCGCUCUCGAACCAUCAGCGCUGGAGGCAGCACAGCCAGGGACCGGAAAAUAUUCAGCAAAGGCGAGAACUCCACCCCCGACUACACAGAGAUAAGCUCCAUCCCUCCGCUGCCUCUGUACGCACUGCUGGCAGCUGAUGAGGACACGUCACCAAAACCUGAAAACUUGGGCAGUGUGAGCGGAGAUAGUGGGCAUGGUUCCAGUCAUACUGACGCCUAUGAUGAGCUCUUUCAAACACCCAGCAUAGCGGACCUGGACCCUCUGGACAACGAUCAAGAGGAAAUGGGGAACAAGGUCAUUGACCUGUCCCAGUACAGUCCGACAUACUUUGGUCCAGAACAUGCCCAGGUUCUAUCCAGCCAUCUCCUUCAUUCCAGUUUGCCAGGCUUAACCCGUAUGGAGCAGAUGUCUCUCAUGGCGCUGGCUGACACCAUCGCUACUACAAGCACAGACCUCAAGGACAGCCAGGGCAAGAGCAAAGGUGGAGAGACACUGGAUGAGUGUGGUCUGAAGUUCUUGCUGGCUGUCAGACUCCAUACCUUCCUCUCUACCUCCCUGCCUCCAGCACACCGAGCACAGCUGCUACGGCAAGGCCUGUCAACAUGUCAUUAUGCCUGGGCCUUUCACUCUGAAGCUGAGGAAGAGCUGCUGAACAUGCUGCCCGCCCUGCAGAAGGGAGAGCCCACCUGGCCUGAGCUGCGCUCCAUGGGUGUGGGCUGGUGGCUGCGCAGCACCAACAAGUUACGCAGGUGUAUUGAGAAGGUUGCCAGGUCUUCUUUACAGAGAAACAAUGAUCCUCUGGAUGCCGCUAUAUUUUACCUCGCAAUGAAGAAGAAGGCAGUGGUCUGGGGAUUGUACAGGUCUCAGAAGAAUGCCAAAAUGACAGACUUUUUCCGCAACAACUUCAGUGAGGACCGCUGGAGGAAAGCAGCAUUGAAAAAUGCCUUUUCUCUGUUGGGAAAGCAGCGGUUCCAGCAUUCUGCAGCCUUCUUUCUCCUGGCUGGCUCCCUUAAGGAUGCUGUGGAGGUGUGUGUCGAGAAAAUGCAGGACCUACAGCUGGCCCUGGUGAUCUCCAGAUUGUAUGAGUCUGAAUUUGAGACGGCGUCCACCUAUAAAAGGAUCCUCCAGAGACAUGUUCUGGGACAAGACAAACAGAUUCAAGCCCACCAGGACCCGUUCCUGCGGAGCAUGGCUCACUGGGUCCUGGAGGACUACAGCAGGGCCUUGGACACUCUACUCGAGCAGCCUGCUAACAGUGCCAGCUCUGGGCCCACUGUGAACAAAUCUGACUCUGGUUCCUCUCCUGUGUCUACAUGUAACCCUGAGGUUUUCAACUUUUACACCUACCUUCGUACCCACCCACUUCUCCUUCGCCGCCAUUUUGGCUCUUCGGACAAGGCUAAAGUUGGCCUGACUGCUGAGGGUCGCAGGGCUGACUCCAUUAGCCUGGAGGAGAGAAGACUGUUUUUCACAGCUGCAUAUGCACACCUACAAGCCGGCUGCCCCAUGCUAGCACUUGAAGUCCUCUCCAAGAUGCCCAAAGUCCGCAAGCAUUCCAAACUCACCCACCAGGAGGAUACAGGCAUCACUACUCUACACAGUGUUGGAAGCACGAAUGGACAAACACCAGACCCCGACUGGUCUCAGCCUGCUCUGAACGGCUAUGAGUCAGACGGAAACAGCUUAUCCAACAGCCAGUCAGAUUCAGUGUUAAGUUUUGACUGGAGCCAGCCGUCACUGACGCUCCCAGAUGAGUCCCUGGAGCUGAAGUGGGACAGUGACAAAGAUGAUGAUGAUGAAGCUGAUGAGGAUGAAGAAGAAACUAAAAAUGGUAAGAGCGGCAGGACUGCAGACAGCAGCAGCGUGUUCCAGGACACGCAGGAUGCCAUGUCGCCACUAAUGGGGACGCUGACGGGAGAGCACAGUGAAGAAAGCGAUGACUUCCUCACACCGUCUAAUGACAUCUUGGUGGCUCAGCUGAAGUUUACGGCCUGCUUGAAGAUUAUGACCAAUGAGCUCCGGACGCUGUCCACAGGAUAUGAACUGGAUGGAGGGAAGCUUCGUUACCAGCUCUACCAGUGGUUAGAGAGAGAGGUUGUGGCUCUCCAGUGUUGCUGCAGCUACAAGCCCUGCUUGCCAGAGCUGUCUGUCCAGGGUGAUGCCCCUGUUUCUGGGUUGGUGGAGGAGGAACAGCCUGGGAGUCCUCGUGGUGACAACCAGAGGAACAGGAGACACUGGUUGCAGAGUAACCAGCCCUUAUUGAGGAUGUUUCUGAGCUACUGCAGCUUGCAUGGCUCCCACGGUGGAGGACUGGCAUCUGUACGCAUGGAGCUCAUAUUAUUGCUUCAAGAGUCUCACCAGGAUGACUCCAUCCAAUCAGCGGUGACGCCAUGUUGUCAGCAAACCUCUAUCCCUCUUCUGAUGGCGUGCACGGCCAACGUAAAGACAGUGGUGGCUAAUCCCAUUGUCUACCUAACCAACCUGACUCAUGACAUCUUGCAAACCAUCAAUGCACUCGACUCUCCUCCACAUCCCGAUGUUGUUAACAAUGAGAUCUAUGUGAUGCACACUUUGGCUGCCUCCUUGUCAGCUUGUAUUUAUCAGUGUCUGUGUGAUGGACAUACCCACAGCCAUGUGAACCAUUUCACGGGAAUCGUGUAUCAGAGUGUGUUGCUGUCUCAGAAGCAGCCAGUCAGAACUGUCAGCAUGGAUGAGUCUGUUCAGCCCAACACAUCCCCUGCUCAGUGGCCAGGUAUCGCCUCUCUGAUUCGCCUGCUGAGCUCAGCAGGUGAGGAGAGCCAGCCGGGCUUGGCUGUGCUGCUCUGUGAGAUCCUGACUGCUGUCUUCCUCAGUCUGUUCGUUCACGGUAUGGCUACUCACUCCAGCAAUGAGCUGUUCCGCAUCGUGGCACAUCCCCUCAACAGUAAGCUCUGGGUGACAGUGUUCGGAGGAGGCGCCCGUAUCCCUGUCAUAGAGAAGCCCAACAGCCCAACAAGAACACCCCCACCAGCCUCACCGAGCGGCUCAGACAGAAAGUCGAGGCGCUUCAGGCUUCUGUCAUCGCGCAGUGGAUCCAGAGAGGAGUCUGGAAUAGAGCGGGAGGGUCCAUCUAGUCCCAAGCAUGGCCCUGUGGUGGAACAAGAAGCUACCUCCAUAUUUAAGGAACGAUUUAUCCCUCCAGAGCUCAGCAUUUGGGAUUACUUUAUCGCAAAGCCUUCGCUGCCACCAUCAGAAAGUAGAAUCGAAUAUGACUCGGAGGAGAGCCAGGGUAGUCAAGAUGAAGAAGAGGAGGAUGAUGAAUAUGAAGAUGUGUUUGACCCCAACUCUCCACAAAGAGAGCAUUCGAACCACAAUUCAUACAGUUGGUGUUUAAUGCGUCUGGCAAUGGUUCAGCUGGUGUUGGUCAACCUCAAAUCCUUUUACCCAAUGGCUGGAUAUGAUCUAUUAGAUCUGCCUGUGGGCUCUCCUCUGUGUCAUGCCGUGCUGAAGACGCUGCAGCGCUGGGAGCAGGUGUUGCAGAAAAGACUCGAGAUCUUCGGGGGCCCCCCUUCCAAGUACAUCUCCACCCACCUCCAGGAUGAAACAGCCACACCUGGUCCCGCCCUGCUCAGACACAAGGCCCUGUAUGAACCAUCCAACACCCCAUUCAGGACUAGCCACCCUUCAGCGCUGCCAGUGAAGCGUCUGUGGCAGUUUCUGGUUAAACAGGAAGAAGUGCAGGAGACUUUCAUCAGACACAUCUUUACCAAGAAACGGGACCCGAAUGAGUCGGGUGAGGACCAGACUGACAGUAUGAAAUGUUCAGGGAUGGAGGAGACAGGAAACCAUCAGAGUGAGUCAGAUCUGGGCUCCCCUGGAGGAAAGGCACGCAUCAUCCACAAGGAAUCUGACAUCAUCACAGCCUUUGCCAUCAACAAGGCAAAUCGUAAUUGUUUAGUCAUGGCCUCCACCCAUGACAUUCAGGAGUUGGACGUGUCAUCCAUCUUGGCCACACAGAUCUUGACGUGGAUCGAUGACGAUGAGGCUGAAACCAAAGGUGUUGGUGGCGAUGACUUCCUGGUGGUCCACGCACGCGAUGACUUUGCCACCCUCCACGGCACCACACCGUACACUCACAGUAGCCCCGGCACACCCAUCAACAUGCCAUGGCUGGGAGGAGUGCAGACGGGCCGGGGUGCAUCUGUGGUGAGCUCUAGACCUGAAUUUAUGAUCAAGAGAAAUAUCAACAAUGUGAGAAGAAUGACCUCCCAUCCCACACUGCCUUACUACCUGACUGGAGCGCAGGAUGGUAGCGUGAGGAUGUUUGAGUGGGGUCACUCCCAGCAGAUCAUCUGCUUCAGAAGUCCAGGCAACUCCAGAGUCACAAGGAUACGAUUCAACCACCAGGGAAACAAGUUUGGUAUCGUAGAUGCUGAUGGUGGUUUGAGUCUCUGGCAGACCAACACAAGUGGGAACGCACCCAAACCAUAUCUGACGUUGCAGUGCCACAACAAGACAGCUCACGACUUUGUCUUCGUGGGCUCCUCCUCCCUCAUUGCCACUGCGGGUCUUUCUACAGACAACAGGAACGUGUGUCUGUGGGACACUCUGGUGACUCCUGCAAACAGCCUUGUGCAUGCGUUCUGCUGCCACGAGUCCGGUGCUACCGUGCUCUCGAUGGCCCCCCGACAACAGCUGCUGAUCACAGGCGGGAGGAAGGGCUGGAUCAGCGUCCUGGAGCUUCCCCACAGGCACCAGCGCCAGAGCUUCCAGGCCCACGACUCGCCGGUCAAAGCCCUGGCUGUCGAUCCAACUGAGGACUGCUUCAUCAGUGGAUCAUCUGAGGGCAAUAUCAGGGUUUGGAGCCUGGCCACACAGUGUCCGCUCUACACCUUUCCCAGCGAACACGCCCGCCAGUCGCUCUUCAGGAACCUGGGCACGGGGGUCAUGCAGAUCGAGGUGGGACCGGCCAAUCACAUCUUUUCCUGCGGCGCCGACGGAACCAUGAAGAUGAGGAUCCUCCCCAACCGCUUCAGUGUUGUCAGUAACAACAACAACCACGGCAACCUCAAGACCGAUGUCAAGUUCAUCAUAUAGACAAAUGUAGAAAAAUAAGGUGUGAAAAGCAAUUAAACUGAAUAAUGUGAAGUGCUUUGUAAAUGACCAAGCAGAGUUGCCAGCUGUGGACAUCCCUGAUUGAAACAGUGGCCGUCAUGGGCUCAUUUUUGGGGAAUGAUGCCGUGGCAGAACAAUGACGUCAUCAGUGUAAAUGGAGGUGGGUUAUUCACUGGAUUUACUGACUUUCACGGAGUGUGAGCGUGUUGUCAUCUGAUCCAGGGGCCAAAGAAUGAUCACAUCUGCCGAGCUUCAUGCGGCACAUUUACAGCCGACCAAACACAGGAGCCUCUACGAGUGUUUUAAACUGUAGUGGAAGUUGAAGUGGGCACAGUCAGUCGGAACAAACUGAAAAGGAGACAGAAACCCCAGCCGGAGAUUCUCCAAAACAAACUCGGUUUCUACUGAACAGCACGUGGAGACCUUUUUUUUUUUUUUUCUUUUGCACAAGCUGUAGAAGGAGCAGGAGUGACAAGAGACUGUAAAGAGUUUAAAGCUGCAGCAUUGUUCUUCUCAUACAGCAUCACCUUAUCGAUUAGCACAUAUUAGUAAAGAGGUCAUGAUAGUGGAGGCUCCUAUGGAAUCACUGCUGGAGUGUUUGGCUGAUAAAAUCCAGGAGUGUGUGUACGCACUGUGCGGUACAGGGGCGGUAAGUGAUCCCUUCAGGGGUUUGAACGUCACCACGAGACUGGACAACACUGCUGAACCCGCUCAGCACAAUGCAGUAAGACCAGUGGACAUCGUACAAAGCACAUCAUACCCAGUGACGAGGAUUCACGGCGCAUUCUGGUGCUCCAUGCACAUUUCUGAACACAGCAGAAAUGCAGAGGACCAGGUGCUCUUAAAGGAUUACAGGAUGUCAAUUUCAUAUCACUUAUUGCUUCAUAUUUUAAUUUACGGAUGAUGGAAUUUCCCAGCCUGACUUGAAAUGAACACUUUGAUUUUAUAAAGGUGGAAAGAAUAAACUCAUUUUCAAUUUAAAGCAAUAGUUUGACAUCAUGCUUUCUGGCAGAGAAGACCGAUAUCACACCAAUGAAUCCCUUAAAAGUAAAGCAACAUCCAGCAGCUGGUUAGCUCGGACUGUUGUACAAAUUAAACAAACAGCAUAAAACAUGUUAAUUAGUGGUGGUGGAUUUUGUUGCCCUUGGACAUAGUCGGGCUAGCUAGCUAAGCUAACCUGCCGCUGGCUAAUGCUUCAUAUUUGACGGGUAGAUGUGAGAGCGGUGUCAGUCUUCUCAUCUAGUAUUAACUGUCCGCCAGAAAGCAAAUGCUUGUAUUUCCCGAAAUGUCGAAAUAUUCUUCAAUUUGUGACUUUACAUGUGUGCCACUACACGUUCUAUUAGUUCUCAUGGACUACCUGAAUGCGCCAUUUCUCUUACUCUAUUUGCACAUAAAAAUUAAGCUAAAGUAUAUGUAGUGUAAUGCAUAUAACUACAAGACCGGAUGGCAGUAAAGCAGUCCAAGCCUUUGGUAGUAAGACUAAUAUAUAGUACGGUGUUUGUUUAUCCCGGCCUAGAUUUAACCAGUGGUAUUAUUAUUAAGUGUCCUUAAUCUCUGAAAACUACUUCUGCCAUGCUGGCACAGUACUAAAGUACUGGUGGUCCUGAUAAUAUUGAUAUUAAGUUGCACAAAGUAGCUUUAACUUAACGCGGCCCUCAUUAGUAUGGGACACCAUGAAUAAUCCAUUUUCUGGCUGCUUUUGUUUUUUUGAAAUGUUAAGCUUAAGAACAUGUAGCAGGAAACUUUGCUGAUGACAAUGGAAAGGGGGUUUUGGGGGCAGUUAAACACGUUUUAAUGAGUUUUCUGUUUUGUUGUGGAAAUGUUUUAUUCCAAUAACAACGCACUUCCCUUUCAUUGACUCCAAACUUUCAUUUCCAUAUGGACCAUGAUUGAAAACUGCCUUGAAAACAAUAUUGUUUGCCUUGUAGUCAUCUUAAUUUUAUUAGCAGACUUGCUCUAUCUGGCUUCCCAUUCAGUUCCUUUAUCACAAGUAAUUACUUCAGCUUCACUUUUUUAUUUUAUAUAUCAUCCACAUGCAGCACAUUGCCUUCAGUACUUGCUUGAAAAAUGUAAUCUAGGUUGGUGUGUAAUAUGAUGCGUCUUCCACAUAAAUAUGGAAGGGGUUCAGCUGUCCUAUAGCCGUUUAGUCUGAAGGAGUGUAAUCCAUCAAACGAACUACCCGUAGAACCUUGUUGUGCUGCUGUAGGGAAACAAAAGUACGUUAGCUUUGAUUUCAGGGAGGAUAAACUGAGGAAAACCUUUUCAAUGAAGCAGAUUUAUUGCAGUUAUGUAUAUACGUAGACGCAUAGACAAGGCUUCUCAUAGUGAUUGCAUAAUCUUAACGACUAGCUGUAGAUAAACAGUGGGUAAUGACAAAAAAGUCACUUUAUGAAGAAUAUCAUUGUGUACAAAUAUAGGUAUAUUUAUGAAAUAUGUUCAUAUUUAGGAUCAUAGACUGAUUGAUCAAAGGUCACAUGUAGACUUAUUUCCUGCUUUUUUUUCAUUGGGUUGCCAUUUCUUUCUUUUCUCUCUGUCCUGAUGUGGGCUUGAAAAAAACGCAUUUUGUUUUCCCACAUAUCAAGGUGGUUGGAAAAUGGCGUGUACUCCUGCAGUAACUUGAGAAUAAAAUAAUUUUUAUCAAAGCCAAACUAUAUGUACUCUUACAGAAGCUGGAGAAUAAAACACAUUUUAUCAAAGCAAGUGCUUUUUUCCCCAAAUAUUCCUUUAAAAAAAACGAAUGAACAGAUUAGUUUUACACAUCAGUGUAGUUGGGUGGGUGUAAGUAGACUAAACACAACUCACUCGGCUUAACUAAACAAAAAAAAAUGUAUUAAACUGACUUCUUCCUUUUUUCCCCUCUUCAAUCUUGCAAAUGUGAAUUUGAUCAGAUAAUUCUAAUUUUUAUAAAAAAGAUAUUGUGUAAAUCGAUGUAUAAUAUACAGAAAAUGUACCGAUGUAAUAAAACAAAACGAUGGAACUGAGCAGAUGUUUUUUGUAAUGUUGAAAACAGUCGAUUGUAAUUAUCUUUGAACAAACAUUUUGUUAAUGUUCAACUUUCACAUCAUCUUCGCUUCAGUAGAAUGCAUUUUAUUAACUGUCACAAAUUAGGGGAAUUAGUUUGGGGGCAGAUUUAUAAUAAUAUACUCAUUACCUCAUAUUUUUGACAUUAGGAGGUCCAUUACCUAUUCAGCAGUACCUUUUCUGAAAAUAUUGCAUACACUAUAACUAAUAUAAAAUAUAUAUAUAUAUAAAAUGACUCAUCUCAAGCCAAAGAGCCACGUUUAUUAGAUGCAGUUAUAUGUACACUGUAACAAUUACAUAGUAUUAAAAUGACUUGUUUGUAGUCUGAAUAACUAUUUCCAUUAAAGCAAGUAAAACCAU
This is a messenger RNA of Chelmon rostratus (copperband butterflyfish), 13237 nucleotides long. RefSeq names its product dmX-like protein 1. Gene Ontology annotation, biological process: vacuolar acidification. Bases 455 to 9838 code for a protein of 3127 amino acids. Gene Ontology annotation, molecular function: protein binding. Lineage: Eukaryota; Metazoa; Chordata; Actinopteri; Chaetodontiformes; Chaetodontidae. The record is from RefSeq and is a predicted model, not a curated record. The transcript is spliced from 51 exons. Gene Ontology annotation, cellular component: RAVE complex.